AUGACCCGGUCGCACGCGGCGCGGGUGCACGCGGCGGUGGCGGUGGCGGGCGUGGCGAGUGCGGUGGCGGCAGUUACGGCCGCCACGGCCGCCAACGCCGCCGACGAGGCCGCCACCAAGACCAGCAUCGCCGUCGCAGCAGCAGCCGCGCUCAUCGCAGCGCAGUGCGUCGAGGUGGCGGAGGGCCUCGGCGCCAACAAGGAGGACCUCAGUGCUGUCGUCAGCAGCGCGGUGAACGUCAAGUCCGCGGGGGACAUCGUGACCGCCACCGCACAGGCGGCCACAGCUCUGCGCGCCUCUGCUACGCUGCGCGCGCGGCAGCCCCCUAGCCGGGCGUCGUCGUCCCGGGUGGUGCCCACCGGGAGCAACCUCUCGCGGGGACACGGCUCCGCCGCCCAGCUGUCAGGUACGGACACCGGAGACGAGGGACAGACCAGCCACGGGUCCGCCUGGAAGGGCAGGCUCCGCAUCCGGCCUUCUCUGGCUCGCUAG
Molecule: messenger RNA, 492 nt
Organism: Klebsormidium nitens
Lineage: Eukaryota; Viridiplantae; Streptophyta; Klebsormidiophyceae; Klebsormidiales; Klebsormidiaceae
Source: the annotation of a GenBank genome assembly